Messenger RNA from Phymastichus coffea, 6284 nucleotides. RefSeq names its product protein mini spindles (gene msps). Gene Ontology annotation, molecular function: microtubule plus-end binding; microtubule plus end polymerase activity. Gene Ontology annotation, biological process: centrosome duplication; establishment or maintenance of microtubule cytoskeleton polarity; mitotic spindle organization. The transcript has 31 exons. The record is from RefSeq and is a predicted model, not a curated record. Lineage: Eukaryota; Metazoa; Arthropoda; Insecta; Hymenoptera; Eulophidae. The coding region runs from base 383 to 6283 and encodes 1966 amino acids. Gene Ontology annotation, cellular component: spindle pole; centrosome; microtubule plus-end.
AAGAAAUGGCUACCAAAAAAUCACUAUAAGGACAUUCCGUUAGAAAAUCGGUUCAUUCUGAUACUUUUGAUGAUCAUUCAUCAAGACUCGAUUAGUUUCACUUUUUUAUAUCGAGGUUAACUAUUACAGAUAUAAAAAUCGAUAUUACUUGAGUCAAGUUGGUGAUUUUUUUUACAAGUUGGAUUCUCUGCGAACAUGUACAAGUUCUCUAAUAAUAAACGAAGCAAUUCGAUGCCAAAAGUCAGAUAUUAUUAGGUUAUGAUGAAAACGAACUGAUGUACAUACAAAGUUAACUAUUGAAUUAUAUUUUUAUUUGCACUGUUGUUUUUUUCUCUAUUUGGAGUUCUUGUUGAGCAUUUGAUGUAAUUUUAAGAUUUAAAGAAUGGAAGAGGAUACAGAAUAUUUAAAAUUACCCGUGGAAGAUCGUUGUCUGCACAAGUUGUGGAAAGCACGUUUGCAUGGUUAUGAAGAAUGCACAAAGACAUUCAGAUGUAUUGAUGAUGAGAAAUCACCUGAAUGGAAUAAAUUUCUUGGUCUCGUUAAAAAGUUUGUUAUUGAUAGCAAUGCAGCAGCACAAGAGAGAGGUUUGGAAGCAGUUUUGGCAUUUGUUGAAAAUGCUGCAGUUGCUGGAAAAACAGCCAACGAUGUAGUCAGUGGCAUUGUCACCAAGUGUAUAGCAGCACCAAAGGCAAAGACAAAAGAUUUAGCUAUACAAAUAAUAUUGAUGUUCAUUGAAAUAGAAAAACAAGAAGCAGUUCAGGAAGAAUUAAUUAAAGGAACUGAAGUUAAAAAUCCAAAAAUUGUAUCUGCAUGUAUUUCAACUUUGACACUUGCACUCAGGGAGUUUGGUACCAAAGUUAUAAAUGUCAAGCCGUUGAUGAAGAAAAUACCAAUUUUAUUGGAGGACAGGGAUAAGGCUGUUCGAGAUGAAACGAAAGCUUUAACUAUUGAAAUAUAUAGAUGGAUUGGUACACCUUUGAAAUCACAAUUGAAUGUUUUGAAACCUCUCCAAUUAUCUGAACUAGAGAUGGAAUUCAAUAAAGUUAGUAAUGAGAAAGCUAUUGCAACGAGGUACUUGAGGUCUCAAAAACCAAAAAUUAUGAGUUGCAUAGAAAAUACAAAUGACAUUAACAAUGAUAAUAAUGUUGAUGAUGAUGAUGAUGGUGUAAGUCAAGUUGAAGUAGAUCCUUAUGAAUUGCUUGAUCCCGUUGAUAUAUUGUCACAAUUACCAAAAGAUUUUUAUGAUAAAGUGGAAUCUAAAAAAUGGCAGGAAAGAAAAGAGGCACUUGAAGCUCUUGAUACAUUGUUAAAAAAUCCUAAACUUGAAAAUGGAGAUUACGGAGAAAUGAUUCGUGCUCUAAAAAAAAUAAUUUUAAAAGAUUCAAAUGUUGUUGUGGUGACUUUGUCUGUAAAAUGUUUAUGUGGUCUUGCUACUGGUCUAAAGAAACGUUUCCAGCCCUAUGCCUUAACAUGUCUUUCGGCUGUUUUGGAAAAGUUUAAAGAGAAAAAACAAACAGUCGUUCUAGUUUUGAGAGACUGUGCAGAUGCUAUAUUUUUGAGUGUUAAUGUGGAACAAAUUUUGGAAGAUUCAAUAGCUGCAUUAGAAAACAAAAAUCCAUCAGUUAAGGCCGAAACUGCUUCAUUUUUAGCUCGUUGUUUUGCAAAUACACCUCCUGCUGCCUUGAAUAAGAAGUUGCUAAAAGCAUAUACAGGAUCAUUGCUCAAAACUUUAAAUGAAUCUGAUCUUUCUGUAAGAGAUAAUUCGGCAGAUGCGCUUGGUACAGCAAUGAAAUUAAUAGGAGAAAAAGCAAUGUCACCAUUUCUAGUUGAUCUAGAUAAUUUAAAAAUGGCAAAGAUAAAAGAAAGUGCUGAAAAAGCCGUCAUUCAUGUGAAAGUUGCACCAGCGCGAAAAGCUCCUCUGACUUCGGAGAGACCAAAUACUGCACCAGCUAAAAUUGAAUCUCCAACCAAAAUUGUAACAGAACAAAAUAAUUCUAAGCUAAAAAGGCCUAAAACUGCUGCAGUAAUUAAAAAACCUUCAGCUACUCAAAAGUCCUCUAAAAUAGAUCAAAAGACUAGGAAAGUAAUGAAACAGCAGCCUCAAGCUGAAAGAAAUUUAAGUAAUGAUGAAAUUGAUGAUAUGGCAGCUGAAAUGCUACCUUCAGACAUUUUAACUGGUCUUGUAGACACUAAUUGGAAAAAUCGAUUGGCUGCUGUUGAACAAUUAAAUAACCAUGUCAAGCAAAUGGACCCAGCUCAAGUAUCAUCACAACUUAUUGUAAGGGUAUUGGCAAAAAAGCCAGGUUUUAAAGAUACCAAUUUUCAAGUGUUGAAGCUUCGUUUAGAAUUAGUAAAAAUGCUGGCAGAAAAUUAUUCAUUUUCAAAUACCGUAGCUGAAUAUUGUUUAAAUGACAUAACGGAAAAAUUAGGAGAUGCUAAAAACAGUUCGAUUGCUGCGGAAACACUAACAGCUAUUGCCGAAGUUGUUGGCUUAGAUUCAGUAGCAAACGAAAUGGCAUUAUUUGCAUCUAAUCAAAAAAAUCCUAAAGUUCAACAAGAAACACUUCUCUGGAUAUCUAGAGCUUUGACUGAAUUUGGCUUUGCAGUGAAUACCAAAUCCUUGAUUGAACACGUUAAAAAGGCAGUAAGCGCAACCAAUCCAGGUAUACGGACCGCGGCUAUAACUUUGUUAGGCACAAUGUAUUUAUACGUUGGUAAAUCGCUACUCGCAUUUUUUGAGAAUGAAAAAUCUACAUUAAAACAACAAAUUGAGCAAGAGUGUGAAAAGUUUGAAGGUGAAGUGCCUCCAGCACCUAUUCGUAACGUGAGGGGAAAGAAACAACGGUGUAAUAGUGAUGAUAAGGAUGAUGAUGAGGACGAAAUUCAAGAAUAUUCACCGUCAGCGCAAAAAAGUCUUAGCGAUGUCUUACCAAGAUCAGAUAUUAGCAGUUUGAUAACAGAAGCUUUAUUAAAUGAAUUGAGUGAUAAAAAUUGGAAGGUUCGCAAUGAAGCUCUUCAAAAAAUUGCAAAUAUUUUAAAUGAAGUUAAAUUGAUCAAAGGAUCUCUUGGAGAUUUGCCUCAAGGACUUGCUCAACGUUUGGUAGAUAGUAAUAGUAAAAUCGCGCAGAGUACAUUGGGUCUAUGUGAGAAUUUGGCUGUAGCAAUGGGGUCACCUAUCAAACAAUACAUUCGAGUACUUUUUCCUGGAUUUCUACAAUGUCUUGGAGAUUCAAAAGCAUGGAUUCGCACCGCCGCCAUUUCUUGUAUCAACAAAUGGGGAGAACAGUGUGGUUACAAAGAAUUUUUUGACGGUGAAAUGAUUGGUGAUGCUUUAAAAACUGGUUCUCCUACUCUUCGAAGUGAACUUUGGACCUGGCUUUCUGACAAAUUACCUGGAAUACCUCUGAAACAAAUAUCGAAGGAAGAACUGACCAUAUGUUUACCAGUACUCUACAGCAAUGUUGAAGAUCGUAAUUCCGAUGUGCGAAAAAAUGCUCAAGAAGCAAUACUUGGUUUCAUGAUCCAUUUAUCCUACGAAAGCAUGAUGAGACAUACAGAAAAAUUAAAGCCUGGAUCCAAAACUGCUGUGAUUACCGUUUUAGAUAAAAUUCGACCAAACUUGCCAGUAAAACCUUUGCCACCUACAAAGAAGCCCAUUGAUGAGAGUUCUUUAAAAACAGUGAAAAGUGGUGGUGCUCUCAAAGUUGCCAGCAACAAAUCAUCUGUCAAAACAAAAGGUGCCAAGUCUGCUGCUGCUACUACUAAUCGUAAAAAAGAUGACGACAUUGAUACAAGCCCUCUCUUAGCCGUGAAUAACAUGAAACACCAGCGUUCAAUCGACGAACAAAAGCUGAAAAUAUUGAAAUGGAAUUUUACAACGCCUAGGGAGGAAUUUGUUGAAUUGUUGAAAGAGCUCAUGCUUACAGCAAAUGUUAACAAAACUCUGAUGUCUAAUAUGUUUCAUUCCGAUUUUCGUUAUCAUCUUAAAGCUAUAGAUUCAUUGGCUGAGGAUUUACCAGGCAACAGUAGAGCAUUAGUAUCUAAUUUAGACUUGAUUCUCAAAUGGCUUACAUUGCGAUUUUUUGAUACCAAUCCGUCAGUACUUCUAAAAGGACUAGACUAUUUACAAACAGUCUUUAAUAUUUUAAUAGAGGACCAGUAUCAUAUGUUAGAAAACGAGGCAGCUUCCUUCAUCCCUUAUUUGAUAAUCAAAAUAGGUGAUCCAAAAGAUGCAGUACGAAAUGGAGUCAAAGCUUUAUUUAAGCAAAUAGCAGCAGUUUAUCCUGUUAGUAAACUUUUUUCAUACGUUAUGGAAGGUUUAAAAUCAAAAAAUGCACGACAAAGAACAGAAUGUCUCGAUCAAUUGGGAUCACUUAUCGAGAAUUAUGGUGUAACCGUUUGUCAGCCAUCUCCAUCAGCAGCUUUGAAAGAAAUUGCUAAACAAAUAGCAGAUCGUGAUAAUUCCGUGAGAAAUGCCGCUUUGAAUUGCAUUGUUCAAGCAUACUUUUUAGAAGGGGAAAGAGUUUACAAGCUGAUUGGCCAAAUUUCAGAGAAAGAUCAAUCUUUGUUAGACGAGCGAAUCAAGCGAGCUGCAAAAAAUCGGCCUAAUAAAACAGUAUCUACAAUAAAAAAUAAGAUACCACUGACGCAAAUAUCGGCACCUCCUAAUGAUAAUGAUGUAAAUGAAAGUCAGUAUGACGAUGAUACUGAAGAUGAACAAAAAAUUGAGGAAGAUGUUGAUGAGCCAAAGAUAGCUGUUACUCCUGAAGACGACGAUAAUAAAAAAUUGGAAGCUACUUUUAUUUGCGAAAAUAAAGGCUAUUGUGAGAAACAAAAAUUGAUAGAUGGACGUGGUUACCAUAAAAAAGAUAUCAAAUUUUUGUCUGUAACUGAAGUCGGCGAUGAAACGUAUGUUUCCGUAAAAAAUACACAAAGUAUCAAAGUAUCUGGUCCAUUUGGUUUGGAUAUGGACUUACUGCAAAAAAUCGAAACUAGCGCUCCAGCAAAGUGCCGCGUACCUAAAUUAUUAGAACCAAAUAUAGAUUUGAAUGAGACUGUGGAAAUGUUGAACCCUAGUCGUCAAAGACAAGUGAUCCCAAUAUCUCCUCCAAAACUAUUAUCGUCUAAUUCUGAAAGUAUGUCACCGUCAAAUUCUUCGGUUGGGAAAGAGGACAGUUUGGAAAGAACAGUGCUUGGAAUGGCCAGUUUAGAUCUUACAACAGCAAUACAAUCUAUGAACGCUAUGGAAAGAAUUUUAAAAUCUCAUCAAGUAUCGAUGCUACAAUCCAAGGAAGACAAAUUUAUCAGCUCUGUAAAUAUGCAAUUGAAGCUGUUACAAACUUAUCCUUUACAUCAAGGAAAUAUCCUUGUAUCAAAAGGAUUUCGAACAACUUUUAUGAUUAUCUUGACGUUUUACGAUACAGGAAUACUUGGAAGAAAUGUUCCUCUUCACCAUCUCAAAGAUCUUGUUGAUCAAGUGAUUAGUUUUUUAGCGGAAAAUAAACUCAAUCGAUUAAACGACGCCGAGGCAUAUAUCAGAGUCAUAAACACAAUAGCGGUGAAAAUCAUUGACAAUUCAGAUCAUACUACUAUAAUAUGUGUACUUAUAAAACUACUGCAUGAAAGAGCCAAUUCAAACGGUCCACCUAAAUACGAAGAUCUUGUAAUGAAGUGUUUAUGGAAAAUUGUGAAAACAAUACCUAGUUGGGCAGGAGACUUAAAUUACGAUAUGAUUCUUUUAGAAGUUCACAAUUUUUUUAAAGACUAUCCAAGUGUAUGGUGGAAAAAACAAAAGAAACCAGAUACUCCCAUGCGAACAGUCAAAACAAUUCUUCAUACAAUGACUAAAGUGAAAGGUAGCACAAUAUUGAGUCAUUUGACUCAAAUUAACAACACCAAUGAAUCAGAGCUACGUUCGUAUUUAAUGCGAUUGAUUGCGACUUUUAAACCAGAUGAAGUUGGCGCAACUGCUAAAAUACUAUCGAAAUCUUCCAUCAACAUCCAACAAGGACAGAGUCAGAAACAUGUGUCAAAAUUAACACAGCAACAACUAUCGGAAAUAUUUAAAAAAAUCGGUUCCAAAAAUCACGCCCAAGAAGGACUUGCACAAUUAUAUGAUUUUAAACUUCAAUAUCCAGAAGCAGAUGUUCAACCAUUUCUAGAAAAAUCUCAUAAGUAUUUUCAAGAUUUCAUUGAACAAGGUCUCAAAGAUAUAGAUAACACAAGAAAAAAUCAAAAUAUUUUAUCCAGUCAAGUUAAUAAUUACAAUGGUAGCGGCAUGUGAA